Molecule: messenger RNA, 1155 nt
Organism: Bipolaris victoriae FI3
Lineage: Eukaryota; Fungi; Ascomycota; Dothideomycetes; Pleosporales; Pleosporaceae
Exons: 1
Coding region: 1-1155 (384 amino acids)
Source: RefSeq, a predicted model, not a curated record
AUGUCGAAACCGUCCAGCUUGUUCACCUCCUAUACUGACGCCGCCAGCACCUACUGGCCGCCCGGCUGGAACUUCCAGCGGUAUGCCCACGCCACGCCCGCGGACAACGCCGCGCUGUCUGACGAGGAGCGUGCCAAGAUGCAGGCCGGCUUCCGCGAAGCGCUCGGCGAGGACGGCGUUAUGGAGAUGGCCCGCGUCGUGUGGCAGGAGCAGCUACGCCGCAUGAAGCUCGAGAAAGAGUCUUCUUCUUCUGUCGCCGCCGCGCCAUCAUCGUCGUCUGCGCAGAAGCAGCAGCAGCAGCAGCAGCGACGGCCUCCGCCACCUCCCCCCGACUGGCUCAAGACUUGGCGCAAACGGGCGGGCGGCGGGGCCUGGGGCUUCGUCGCCUUCUAUACUUCCAGUGCUGUCGCCACCAUGUCGGAGUCGGACGUGGCUAAAUUCCACACACAUGCACGGGAGAUGGCGGAGAUUCCGAUCCAGAAGGCGUUACAGGAGGAAGGGCAGCCGGUCGAGGAGAUCGCCGAGGCGCGACGCUUGUUCGAGAUCCGCUGGGUCGAGGUGGACGACAAGGGCGAGGAAGGAAAGGGAGAGGCGGGGACGGGACGAGACUGGGUUGACAAGGCGCGCGCCAGUUAUCGUGCCAUGCGCGAGUCUGGCGACCUCCCGAUGGGUCUUGAUCUGCCCGUCUUCCUCUGCGCAUCACCCGCCGCCAUGGCCUCGGUGCUGCGGACGUCGCCGGCGAAAGUAAAGGAGGCGCACGAGGGGAAGUCGCGUUGGCGAUUCGGCGACGUCCCGUUCCUGCUGGUCGCGGCCGCGGAGACGGAGCAGGGGAUCGUCGAGGACGACGACGAAGAGGAAGAAGAAACCAAGGUUGGCGGUGGGGAAAGAAGCUGGUUCAAGCCCGUUUUCAAAGCGGCCGCCGAGGUGCUGGUGGACGAGCUUUGGUGCGUCGUCGCGGAGCAGAUGAUGCCGCUGGGCCAGAUGACGAGGUUCGUUCGGGGCGCGACGGUGGCUGAAGAGCAUGUCACGACGACGGGAGAAGAGAGGCAAGGGGAGGUGGUUGAGGAGCCGGGCCAUGACGACGACGGGCUGGAUGACAUUUGGUGGACAGUUCACACGCCGCCGCGUCUGAUGAGGAAGAGGCGGAGGGUAUGA